Molecule: messenger RNA, 2339 nt
Organism: Globicephala melas (long-finned pilot whale)
Lineage: Eukaryota; Metazoa; Chordata; Mammalia; Artiodactyla; Delphinidae
Gene: FAAH
Product: fatty acid amide hydrolase
Biological process (GO): fatty acid catabolic process
Molecular function (GO): amidase activity; fatty acid amide hydrolase activity
Source: RefSeq, a predicted model, not a curated record
UCUGCGGCUGCGGCACCGCCCCUCCCUCCCUCCAGCGCAGGCGGGCGCUGGAUCCCAGGUCGAUCCAGGCCGGGUUUUGCGGCGAAGUCCGCGCGUGCUGAUUCCUCUUCGGUUUCCCUCGGCAGCUGUCGGCGGCGGGAUAUCAUGGUGCUGGAUGAACUGUGGGACGCGCUCUCCGGCCCCUCCGGGGCUACCCUGGCUUGCUGCUUGGUGGCGGCGGCCUUGGCCCUGCGCUGGUCCAGUCACCGGACGGCGCGGGGCGCGGCGGCCCGGGCACGACAGAAGCAGCAAGCGGCCCUGGAGACCAUGGACAAGGCGGCGCAGCGCUUCCGUCUCCAGAACCCUGACCUGGACUCAGAGGCACUGCUGGCCCUGCCUCUGCCUCAACUGGUACAGAAGCUACAGAGUGGGGAGCUGUCUCGGGAGGCCGUGCUCUUCACCUACUUGGGAAAGGCCUGGGAAGUGAACAAAGGGACUAACUGUGUGACUACCUACCUGGCAGACUGUGAGACUCAGCUGUGCCAGGUCCCAAGGCAGGGCCUGCUCUACGGCGUCCCAGUGAGCCUCAAGGAGUGCUUCAGCUACAAGGGCCAGGACUCGACAUUGGGCUUGAGCCUGAACGAGGGGGCGCCAGCAGAGUGUGACAGCGUGGUGGUGCAGGUGCUGAAGCGGCAGGGGGCCUUGCCCUUCGUGUACACCAAUGUCCCCCAGUCCAUGUUCAGCUAUGACUGUUGUAACCCCCUCUUUGGCCAGACCGUGAACCCAUGGAAGUCUUCCAAGAGCCCAGGUGGCUCCUCAGGGGGUGAGGGGGCCCUCAUUGCGGCUGGGGGCUCCCUACUGGGCUUAGGCACCGACAUCGGAGGAAGCAUUCGCUUUCCCUCUGCCUUCUGUGGCAUCUGCGGCCUCAAACCCACAGGGAACCGCAUCAGCAAGAGUGGCCUGAAGGGCUGUGUCUAUGGACAGGUAGCAGUACAGCUCUCGGUCGGCCCCAUGGCCUGGGACGUGGAGAGCCUGGCGCUGUGCCUGCGAGCGCUGCUGUGUGAGGACAUGUUCCACCUGGACCCCUCCGUGCCCCCCCUGCCCUUCAGGGAGGAGGUCUACACAAGCUCUCAGCCCCUGCGUGUGGGGUAUUAUGAGACUGACAACUAUACCAUGCCCACCCCGGCCAUGACACGGGCCCUGCUGGAGACCAAGAAGAGACUCGAAGCUGCUGGCCACACGCUGGUUCCCUUCCUGCCAAGCAACAUACCCCAUGCUGUGGAGACCCUGUCGAUGGGUGGGCUGUUCAGUGACGGUGGCAAGAGCUUCCUACAGAACUUCAAAGGUGAUUUCGUGGACCCCUGCUUGGGAGACCUGAUCUCAACUCUGAGGAUGCCCAGCUGGCUUAAGGGACUGCUGGCUUUCAUGCUAAGGCCUCUGCUCCCAAGGUUGUCAACCUUUCUCAACAGCAUCAAGUCUCGGUCAGCUGGAAAGCUCUGGGAACUGCACCACGAGAUUGAGGUGUACCGUCGCUCUGUGAUUGCCCAGUGGAGAGCAGUGGAGCUGGAUGUGCUGCUCACCCCCAUGCUGGGCCCUGCUCUAGACUUGAAUGGCCCAGGCAAGGCCACAGGGGCCAUCAGCUACACUGUGCUCUACAACUGCCUGGACUUCCCUGCGGGGGUAGUGCCUGUCACCACGGUGACCGCUGAGGACGAGGCCCAGUUGGAGCAUUACAAGGGCUACUUUGGGGAUAUCUGGGACAAGGCGCUGCGGAAGAACGUGAAGAAGAGCGUGGGCCUGCCUGUGGCUGUGCAGUGCGUGGCUCUGCCGUGGCAGGAAGAGCUGUGUCUGCGGUUCAUGCGGGAGGUGGAGCGACUGAUGACCCCCGAGAGGCAGCCAUGCUGACUGCCGCCGCCUGGCCCUAGAGGACCUGAGACCCACUGGAGCCACGCCCAGCGUAGUCAGGGCACAGCUGCCACCCUGGAGGAAGUGUUCAGCCUGGGGCAGAGGCUUCCAAGUCCCUCCCCCUCGCCCCUGCAAGAAGCCCAAACCCGCUGAGUCUGGACCUCGCUCCCUCCCCUGUUCCCCUCCCUGCCCUGACACCCCCAACGUGGCAGCCCGUGGGCAUGACAUGGGCAAAGGCCCGCUAACAGUCAAGAAUCGGUUCCUGGUCUGUCCUUUCUGGAAGUCAUCGUUAGGGCACUGGGGGUUGGAGACCCGACCUUCUAGAACCUGACUCCAGCCACGUCAGUCUCCUGCUCCAAAACCUCCUCUGGUUCCUGUCACUCGCAGGAUGGACACAAGCUUCUCAGGAUGGGCGAUGCGGCCCCAGCACUUCACACCCACCCCUCCCACCCCCC